AUUGAAGGGGAGUGGAGCCAAAGAAAUUGCCCGAAGAUGUUAAAUUACCUAAUUGGCCUUGCUGACGCGAGGGGAGAGCCCCAUUGGUUUGUUCUUACAUGCUAAAGAGCAAAAAAGGCGGAAGAAUGGCAGGUGGGUCGAGGUCAGAGACGAACCCAUCAAAACGAAACCCCAUAACGGCGAUGUUAGAUAGAUACUGUAAGUGUAAGUAAACCCCGUAGCGUAGGGGGAGGAAUUAGGAGCUGCAUCAAGGAACCGAGAAGGAUUUCUCAUUCAUUUUCAGUUUCACUAGUAAUAUUGGCUCAAAUUACUUGCUUAACUUACUUAUCAUUAGUGUUCUGGGGAAUCAAGGAGCUUCUGUUACUGUCAUCUUCCCCGUUUUUUCUCGCCGAAUGAAAUUACAGAGCGACGCGCAACAUAGAUGUACUCGAGUAAUUUGAAGGGGUUUAUUUUGGCUGUCGUUUCCAGUGCUUUCAUCGGCUCCAGCUUCAUUAUCAAGAAGAAGGGUCUCCAACGGGCCGGGGCGCACGGCCCUUCAGCCAGUGUUGGAGGAUAUGGUUAUCUGCGAGAACCUCUCUGGUGGAUCGGCAUGAUUACCAUGAUUGCGGGAGAGAUAGCUAAUUUUGUGGCAUACAUUUACGCUCCUGCUGUGCUUGUGACGCCACUUGGUGCUUUAAGUAUUAUUAUUAGUGCGAUCUUAGCACAUUUCAUGUUGAACGAGAAGCUGCAGAAAAUGGGCAUGCUGGGGUGCCUUCUAUGCAUAGUGGGAUCCGUUGUAGUUGUUCUCCAUGCACCUGAAGAGAAGUCCAUUAGUUCGGUUCUUGAAAUUUGGGAUUUGGCCACUCAACCAGCAUUCCUCUUGUAUACGGCCUCAGCAAUAGCUGUAGCACUGGUGUUGAUUUUAUACUGUGCUCCCCGCUAUGGCCAAACUAAUAUUUUGGUUUACAUUGGAACAUGCUCUGUAAUUGGAUCACUGACAGUUAUGAGUAUAAAAGCGAUUGGCAUUGCAAUAGAACUUACAUUAGAGGGCAUAAACCAGGCUGUAUACUACCAGACAUGGAUUUUUGCAAUGGUCGCUAUUACUUGCAUCAUUGUGCAAUUAAAUUAUCUUAAUAUGGCAUUGGAUACUUUUAACACGUCAGUUGUGUCUCCUAUCUAUUAUGCCCUGUUCACAUCUUUCACAAUAUUAGCCAGUGCAAUCAUGUUUAAGGACUAUUCUGGUCAAAGUGCAAGCAGUAUCGUAUCAGAGCUGUGUGGUUUCAUCACUAUUUUAUCUGGAACAGCAGUAUUACAUAGUACAAGGGAGCCAGAUCCUCCAAUAACAGAUUUAUACACACCAUUGUCUCCUAAAGUGUCAUGGUAUAUCCAUGACGGUGCUGAGUCUUGGAAGCCGGAGGAAGAUGCACCACCGUUCAAUUUAGCCAAAAUCAUGCGGCAAGAUCAUUUCAAGUGAUAGAAGGGACUCAAACGAAAUCAGAUUAGUCCCCUGGUGUCCUGCCAUUGAGUUAUGCGGGCCAUCCUGUUUCACUUGUUUAUUUUAAGCAACUGAAGCGUGCCAUUAUUGAUACAGAGUUCGGCUUUGCUCCAGUUCCACUAUUUGGUUGGGCAGGAGUUGCAAGAGAUUCAUCAACAUUGUGCAGCCAGAGAGGAGAGAUUUCUUCCUUUUUCUUAGAUUUUCUUUUUUUUGAAAUUUCUGGUAGAUAUUCACAAGCCUGAGCCCUGUUCUUCAUCUUAAGUUUGCAUUCAUUUUACUCUUUGAGUUGAGUCCGCCCCCGGCUGUUUUUUGUCCCCUCUUGUGGCUUCCGUCUUCUUCUUCUUCUUUUUUAAAUCUUUAUUUUUUAACUUUCAGGGUUUACAGCUAAUUUAUUUGCGCAAUGAAGAUGAGUACGGGUUUUUUUGGGCCCCUUAAACCUGCGUCCAGGCUCUGGUUUGGUCCAGUGAACUGCUGGGUGCUUACCCAUAUAACGUUUAUCCUUGUGAUGUUAAUUAUUUGAUUAGAGCUUCAAUAUUAUUGGCCAGAUGCUUGUCAUUGGUCCCCGUAUGUGUUACACUUC
Neltuma alba is the source of this 2054-nucleotide messenger RNA. RefSeq names its product probable magnesium transporter NIPA6. NCBI's taxonomy places the organism in Eukaryota, Viridiplantae, Streptophyta, Magnoliopsida, Fabales, Fabaceae. Gene Ontology annotation, biological process: magnesium ion transport. Gene Ontology annotation, molecular function: magnesium ion transmembrane transporter activity. The transcript is spliced from 9 exons. The coding region runs from base 422 to 1453 and encodes 343 amino acids. Gene Ontology annotation, cellular component: membrane. The record is from RefSeq and is a predicted model, not a curated record.